AUGGAGGUGACCUCCAGGUCUGCCUCACGGCUGCUUCGGCCCUCCAACAAUGGCUCCAGAAUGCUUGUCCAGGCCGCCAGGACGACCAGAAACAGGCAUCUCGUGCCUACGAUCUCGCAGAGUCCCAGCUCCUUGCGACGAAGAAACCUGUCGAGUUCCUCCCGCGCCCUGGCUCCGGAAUCCUCCCUGUUGAGCUUCUCUUCGGGCGGCUCUUCUCACUCCGGUGCCCCCCAGUCGUACUUCUCGCAGCGGAGCUCGCUCCCCGCAAACACGAUCAUCCGCUUUGUCCCCCAGCAGACGGCAUGGAUUGUUGAGCGGAUGGGCAAGUUCCAUCGCAUCCUCGAGCCCGGUCUGGCCAUUCUGAUUCCUUUUAUUGACCGCAUUGCGUACGUCAAGAGCUUGAAGGAGUCGGCCAUCGAGAUCCCCAGUCAGAAUGCCAUCACGGCGGAUAACGUCACGUUGGAGCUGGAUGGAGUGCUGUAUACAAGGGUUUUUGAUGCGUACAAAGCUAGUUACGGAGUUGAAGAUGCGGAGUAUGCCAUUUCUCAGCUCGCGCAGACGACCAUGCGAUCCGAAAUCGGUCAGCUUACGCUGGACCAUGUUCUUAAGGAACGCGCUACCUUAAAUACGAACAUUACGCAGGCCAUCAACGAAGCCGCGCAGGACUGGGGUGUUGUGUGUCUGCGAUACGAGAUCAGGGAUAUCCAUGCACCUGAAGGGGUCGUGGCUGCAAUGCACCGCCAGGUCACGGCAGAGCGAUCCAAGCGCGCUGAGAUUCUGGAAUCUGAAGGUCAGCGACAAAGCGCGAUCAAUAUCGCUGAAGGUCGCAAGCAGUCUGUUAUCCUUGCUUCGGAGGCUUUGCGGGCCGAACAGAUCAAUCGGGCUGCAGGUGAGGCUGAAGCGAUCUUGCUGAAGGCUCAAGCGACGGCUCGGGGAAUCGAAGCUGUGGCGAAAGCGAUCCGCGAAGGCCAGGAGAACGCCCAGAAUGCUGUGAGUCUCAGUGUGGCGGAGAAAUACGUUGAGGCCUUUGGCAAUCUCGCCCGGGAAGGCACUGCUGUCGUGGUCCCUGGAAAUGUUGGCGAUAUUGGGGGCAUGAUCGCGAGCGCGCUGUCCGUCUACGGGAAAGUCAACGAAAGCCAGGCAAAGGCCCUGGCUGCGAAGGCUCUGGGGGUUCAGCAGCCGCCGGAGGUAGAGCCUUCCCGUAAAGUCAAGCAGGACGCAGAGGUAAAGGCCGACGUCCAGAAGGUGGAACAGACGCCCGAAAAGGAACAAGAGCAAGGCCAGAGCGAAGUCACAAAGAGUGUUUUGGAUGGUUUCGAGGAGGCCAGCCGGCAGAAGAGGUGA
Rasamsonia emersonii CBS 393.64 is the source of this 1344-nucleotide messenger RNA. Its product is annotated as Stomatin family protein. The coding region runs from base 1 to 1344 and encodes 447 amino acids. Gene Ontology annotation, cellular component: membrane. Lineage: Eukaryota; Fungi; Ascomycota; Eurotiomycetes; Eurotiales; Trichocomaceae. The record is from RefSeq and is a predicted model, not a curated record. The transcript is spliced from 2 exons.